Molecule: messenger RNA, 1492 nt
Organism: Achroia grisella
Lineage: Eukaryota; Metazoa; Arthropoda; Insecta; Lepidoptera; Pyralidae
Exons: 4
Coding region: 136-681 (181 amino acids)
Source: RefSeq, a predicted model, not a curated record
AAUUGUAUACGAAUUUGGAGCCGUUGAACUGAAUAUCGCAGAUUUGAACAAAGUACAUAAAAUUAAACUUUAUUAAUUAACUAAUUUGUUUUGCUGACUUUAGAUUAUAAUAUUAAUACUUAUUACGAGACAAAUAUGGCUGAAUCUCUUUUUGAUAUAUUUGGCGAUCACCUGACGAGACAAGCUAUGAAGAAUGUUUCGCGCCAGCCGUUAGCGAACAUUGAAAAUAUGGGGAAAACCGUUACCACUGGCCCCAUUAAGCCAAAUGAGCCUUUGAAAAAGGGAGACAUAAAGCCGAAGAAGUCUUUCCUCUCAAACGCUGGUAAAGCUCUUCAAAGUAGUCCUACAAGGAGGGCAUUUACACCACGAGCCGUGAACAUGGGGUCUCUCAUAUACACGGAUGCAGACACUAAGACUAAUGAGAAUGAAUGGAACAGUGAUGAGUUGUUGUUCACAAAACCAUCCAACAAAUAUGAUAAUUACCAUAAAGAUUUAUUUGAUUAUCUGCCAGUGCCAGAGCCCCCGAUUCUCAAGCAGUUCUCACCACCCAGCACACCACCUCCAACCACCAUUCAGCACAGUGCUGAGUUUGAUUGUUCAUACGAAGAUGAGUUCUUCACAGAUGACUUCUCAAAUGAAGGCAUCCCAGAUGAAGAUCUUGGUCUCCCUGAUUUAUAUUAAUUGGACACUGUCUCAUAUUUAUCUUUUUUGAGAAUGAUUUAAUUUUGCUUAUUAAGAUUAUAAUUGGAAUAUUAUGAAACAAUAGUGAUAAAAACAUUUUGUCAUGUUUUUAAAUAAUAAUCACUUAUAUUAAUAGUUCUGACAAUAAUAUCAUUACAAUUAUAUGUAUAUGAAAUUGAAUUGUAUGAUUUAAUAAUUACUAACUUUCAAUAUGACUUCUACAUAACUCUGCUAUCUAAACUCUUAUGUACAGAACAAUUGUCAGAAGUGAAUGGCAACAACACAAAUAUGGCAGAAUUUUUGAAAACACAGCUUUAAAAAGCUUAUUUCACCAAAUAAGCUCAUAUACUUUGAACCAUGCAGAGUGCUAACAAUCACAAUAUACUGCUGGAGACAUAAUGGGAGCUGGAAUUAAGAGCUUAUAAACUCCAAUCUGCUGAUUUAACAUUUUCUAAUUUGUUAUGUUAAGAAUAGAAGAUCAUAAGUUUUUAAUUGUUAUUAAAUUUCUUCUAGAAUAUUCUAUAAUAAAAUUUGUCUUCUGACACUUUUGUUCUGUGAUAUAUAAGAUAUGGACACCAAAUUGUUAGAAAUAAACAGCUGAAGAUGCAGGGGAUGUAUGUGAAAAUACAAAUGCAAUUAAUGAACUGGUUGUAAUCCAAAAUUGUACAUUUUGUCAUACAAAAUAAAUGUAAUUAUGUGAACCAUUCCUAAAUAUCCCUGACUAUUGUUUUGAUCUUUAUAAAAGAGAGUGCUUUAUAGCUGCAUAGCUGUCCGCCUUUACAAGUUGUGUGAUAUUUUAAGAAGCCUUUUA